AUGAGCGGCGGCGACACCCUCUCCUCGACAGCAGCGGCCGACGCCUCCGCCAUAUGUGCCCAGAUCGCGUCCGUCUUCACCGCGCCCUCCGCACAUCCCCCGGCGCGCUCCGUCCUCGUCUCCGAGCUCGCCGCCGCGGCCUCCCGGGGCGGCCGCGUGUUCGUGCACGGCGUCGGGCGCGAGGGCCUCAUGAUGCGCGCCCUCUGCAUGCGCCUCGCGCACCUCGGCCUCCCCGCGCACUGCGUCGGCGACGUCACGGCGCCUCCCGCCUUAUCAGGGGACCUCCUCGUCGCCUCCGCGGGGCCCGGCGCGUUCUCCACCGUCGACGCCAUCUGCGGCGUGGCGCGCGGCGCCGGCGCGCGCGUCCUGCUGCUCACGGCCCGGCCGGAGGGUGACUUCCCGGGGCGCCAGGCGGACGUGGUCGCCCACCUCCCCGCGCAGACCAUGGCUGACGACGAGGAUUGUGGCGCGGCGGCGGCGGCGGCGGCGGCGCAGGGAAGCUCGCAAGGGAAGCUGCCGAUGGGGAGCCUGUACGAGGGGGCCAUGUUUGUGCUGUUCGAGAUGGUGGUGCUGGAGCUCGCGCGCGUUCUGGGCCAGAGCCCGGCCCAGAUGAGAGCCCGCCACACCAACUUGGAGUAGUCGAAAUGUCCAAUGUUUCACCUUCUGCUCAUACAGCGCCGAGGACUGUGUUGUUGACUUGUUGUCAAGCAUGUCUCUUAGUAAAUGCCCAUGUGUUGCAUACAGUAUAACAGAGUAACAACUAAAAAAAAAAGUUCUUGUAAAGAAGAAGAAGAAGAAGAAAAGACGUGACCAACUUGUGGUUUCGAUGUCUGGGUUAUAAAAGUUGCCAGUGCUAUUUUUGUUACUA
Molecule: messenger RNA, 868 nt
Organism: Lolium rigidum
Lineage: Eukaryota; Viridiplantae; Streptophyta; Magnoliopsida; Poales; Poaceae
Product: 3-hexulose-6-phosphate isomerase-like
Exons: 1
Coding region: 1-639 (212 amino acids)
Biological process (GO): carbohydrate derivative metabolic process
Molecular function (GO): carbohydrate derivative binding; isomerase activity
Source: RefSeq, a predicted model, not a curated record